This is a messenger RNA of Suhomyces tanzawaensis NRRL Y-17324, 1499 nucleotides long. It is a transcript of the gene NSA1, whose product is annotated as ribosome biosynthesis protein. Gene Ontology annotation, cellular component: preribosome, large subunit precursor; nucleolus. NCBI's taxonomy places the organism in Eukaryota, Fungi, Ascomycota, Pichiomycetes, Serinales, Debaryomycetaceae. Gene Ontology annotation, biological process: ribosomal large subunit biogenesis. Bases 148 to 1422 code for a protein of 424 amino acids. The transcript has a single exon. Gene Ontology annotation, molecular function: protein binding. The record is from RefSeq and is a predicted model, not a curated record.
GUCGUGGGGUAACUGGCCCUUCGAGGAGUCUAAUUCGGUGUUGUGAGAUGCUUGUUGCCCCAAACCAAUCGCGGGCCUGAGUGGUCGUGCGCCUCAAAUUUCCAUCUCAUCUCUGGCAUCACCUACUCCACCACUAUACUCAUUGCAAUGAAGUUCAUAGUUGCAGCUGACGAUACAGGCUCGUUGAAGGAGGUCAUUUGCAGCAGAGGUACAGACACCUCGAAGCAGGAUGCGGUUCAGCCCAAAUCAAUAAAAAACUAUCGAGUCGAUACCGGCAAUAGUUUCAGAAACAAGAUAACCAAAUUGGUAAACUUCCAAUCCACAUACUUGAUAGGAGCUAGAGUUGGAGGUGAAGUGUCGAUAUAUGACUUAGUUAACGAAGAGGAGACCCCAGAGGAAGAGAAAUAUAGCCUUUUGCACACAUACAAGUUGGAUGUUGAUCAGAAAGACAAACCAGUUUCCCUUAUUAAACUCAGUCCUUUGGAUAGUAUCCUCAUUGCAUUUGAGUCCAGCAAGGUCUUCAUCAUCCAUUUCCAGGGUGACGAGUUUGAUUACGCUCCAAUUCCAGUCACCUUACCUUCCACGAAAUCGAUCAAUGCAUUUGUAGCCAAUCCCAACGUGGAAGGAGUAUUCGCUUAUGGAGGACAAGAAAACGACUUACAAAUUAUCAAAUUAUACGAGCAGCCUGCCACCGGCUUGAUGUUUAAUGACAAGGUCGAGUUCAAGCCAAAGGUACUCUUUAAUGCUAAGAAUGUCAAAAAUGACCAUCUUGACUUACGAGUACCUGUGUGGAUCAGCAACAUUUUAUUCUUGAAAGAUGCUCCUACUCCAGACGCAUACAAAGUUCUCACCAGCACCAGGUAUGGACAAUUGAGAAUCUAUGAUACCACUCAUGGAAGAAGACCUGUCAAGGACUAUAAGAUUUGUGAAAAAGCAAUUGUGGCUAUGACUUUUGGGGACGAACAACAGGAAUCUGUAAUUGUCACUGAUGUCCAUAACUUGAUUGGUAAAUACUCGUUGAUCAAGGAGGAUGAGAAGGCCCUGAAGAUUCAUUCAGCUUCUGCUGGUGAUGUGGUCAGACCAGUACUUAAGCUCUUGGGUAAGUUUUCUCAAGGAGGAAACACCGGUGCCACUCAUGCCCUCGAAAAUGCUGAAGAUGAGGUUCUUGUUGCUGGAGGUUUGGACAGAUACCUCAGAGUUUUUGAUAUUGAAACAAGAGAUAUCUUGGCCAAGGUGUAUCUUGGUGUCGAAGUGCUGUCAGUAUUAGUAGAUGAUCUUGAAGAUGAGGAAGAAGAGGUUGAAGAAGGUGCUGAAAAGAAGAUUACCAUCCAGAGAAAAAGAAGAAGAGAUAUCGAAAAAGCGGAAGAAAGUGAUGAGGAAGAAAUGUGGAGCAAGUUGGAUGAAAAGAAGAGCAAAAGGUAAGCCUAUAGUCGUUCUACGAAUUACAAAAAUGUUCGAUAAAAUAAUACAUUGUAGAUGAGUAGGUCAUUAAAGGUCCA